Darwinula stevensoni is the source of this 2811-nucleotide messenger RNA. Lineage: Eukaryota; Metazoa; Arthropoda; Ostracoda; Podocopida; Darwinulidae. The record is from the annotation of a GenBank genome assembly.
AUGGAAUCGUACCUGUGCCUCGUGCUGCUCGUGUGCGCGGCGGGAAGUGCGAGAGUGGACGACGAGGACUUCGCGGAGGUGGCGAACGAGGAGCACGAGAAGUCGAAAUACACGCGGGAGAUGAACGAACCCUACAGCGAAGACGACAUCUGGGAGUCGCUCAAGGACAACCAGAUGCUGCUCGGCCUGGCCACGCACUACGGGAAGCUCUUCGACACCUUCAAGCGCGGCGAUUACGGGACCGCGCUGCAGCAGCUGCUAGCCCUGUCCCACCCCAAGGGCGGGGCGGCGUCGACGGGGCUGCCGAACAUGGCGGAUCUGGUGGGGCUCGUCGCGUCCAACCCGGAGAGCAUUGGGACCGCGAUCAACGGGCUCCUCCAGUCCGAGUACAUGAAGAACGGGCUGGAGCUGUUCAAGGGGUUCGACGAGAAGCGGAUGGGGAGCGUGAGGCAGGCGCUGGGGCAGAUAUUCGGAGUCGACGGGAAGAACGCCCCGAUGGAGGAGCUGGUGGGGCAGAUGAGCCAGACCAUCAUGAACAGCCUGGUGGAGUCCUUCUUCAAGGGGGACGAGUCGAGGACGAAGAAAGAGGCCGAAGAGGAGAUGGAGUUGGUCCGGGAGUCGCUCGAGGCGCCGGAAGUGCGCGGUCGCAAAGAGGAGCAGGAGGAGCAAGAGAAGCGGAAGGAGCGGGUGAAGGUGAAGCAGACGCCGCAGGGGUUCGGGAUGCAGGAUAUGCUGGCGCAAGUGCUCAAGGACUCGGUGGUCGAGUCGUUCAAGUCCUCCGGGGUCGUGGAGGGUGUGCUCGGGUCUCUCCUGGGGGGCGGGAAGGGGAAGGGGGGAUUCGGAGUGGGGCAGCUGAUGUCGUCGCUCCUCGCGGGACCCAAGGAUCCCAUGCAGGCGAAGGCGUUCGAGAUCGUGGGGAAGAUCGCGAGCGGGUACAAGAAGACGGGGGGCAAGAGUUUCGCGGAGGCCUUCCAGUCGCUCAACGCCAAGGCGUUCGAGGUUCAGCCCGACGCGGAGAGGGUGGUGAAGAAGUACCGAUUGGAGAAGAACUACGCGCCGAUGCUGACGAGUCUGAUGGCGUUGUUGAGCCUGAACCACCCGAAGGAGGAGGCGACGGCGGACGUCGAGUUCAUCGCGGAUUUCAUCCGGAAGGAGUCGGAGAGCGGGACGCCGAACCCGAUCCUGUCGGUCGUGAAGCCCCUGCUGGAGUCGAUGGACCCGGGGUUCCUGAACGAGGGCGGGGCGGGGCUGGAGGGGGUGCUGCAGUACCUCAAGGGGUCGGACCUGGACUUCGACACGGUGAACGAGCACAUGACGCCGUGGGUGACGUCGUUCCUCAAGGAGAGGCUGAAGGGGAGCGGGGAGGCGGAGGCGUUGGUGGAUGCCUUCGACGCGAUCAGGACCCUUUCCAAGGGGGUGGAUCUGGACUCCAUCGUGUCGGGCUUCGUGGGGGCGGGGGAGGGCAAGAAGAAGAAGAAGGAGAAGGCGGGGGGGUUGGAGGGGCUCGUUCAGGGAUUGCUGGGUGGGGGUGGUGGGGGGGACUUGUUUCAGACGCUGCAGAGCACGUUGGGGAGUCUCAACCAGAACGGGUUCAUGGAGGGGAUGAUCGAGUCCUUCCUAUCGGGUCCAGAAAAGAAGAAGCAGAAGAAGAAGGAAGACGAGGAGUUGGAGAAGAUCAUGGCCCAGCACCGCAGCGAGAAACAGUCCCAAACGAAGAAGUCCCAACAGGGGACUCGAUCGAAGCCCCAACAGGAGACCCAAUCGAAGCCCGAACCGAAUAAGAAGGCAGCGAACGUCACGGCCCAGUGGUCGGACGAGACACUCCGCGAACAAUUCCGCAUCUUCAUGACGGACUUCCUCACCAAGUUCUUCUGGAAGCUGACGAAGGAGGAACCCUCGGACGAGGCGAUCGAGAGCCUCCUGGACGCCCGGAUCUUCCAGAUCUUCGACCGGAGCCAGGUCCCGUCCCUCCUGCUGGACAUGGCCCUGAGGCCCGAGGAGUACCAGGACCUGGAUAAGGUGAAGGGCUUCGCCGAGCGCAUCUUCCGCUCAGAGGAGAUCCUGGAGCUCCUGAGGGCCGUGGAGGGCCUGGUGCAGAACGCGGUGGGGAACGAGACCCCCGAGGACCUGGUCACCUCCGUGAUCGAGUCACUGGUCGCGAGCGACGUCUUCCAGACGAUGGCCCGGGACUGGGCCCCCGCCCUGGGCGUACGGGCAACCCCGGACGAGAUGAAGGCCGUCCUCAGGGACACCCUCUCGGCUCCGCUCGUCCAGCUGAUCAUGGUCUACGUCCGUUCCGUGGAGUCUCCCGACUGCGCGCCCCAGCUGCUCUGCAAUUACACCCGACACGUGCAUCGCCUCAUGGACGUCGACACGUCCCUCUACUGGUUUGCCCACGUGUUCAGGGCAGGCGGCGUCGCAGUGGGAGGCAUCCUCUCGACCCACGUGGAGGGCAUCCCCGAGUUCCACCAUCUCUACUACGCUUUAGUAGCCGGAAUGGCGAAACAAGACUGUCAACAACUUUUCCCCGGCCAGUGCGGGUCCCCCGCACCGGCCUCUUCUCCCCCCGUGCAAGACAACACUAUACCAGGCACAUAGGGCCUGUGUCACGCUUUCCUUCACAGUCCACCUCCCCUUCACCCCAGCAACAUUUUGAAAGUGGUUAUUUUUUUUCACAUUCGCUUCCACCUCAAUCUCAUCCAAUGUGAUAGUUGAAGCGCUCCGAGGGACGUGGUUGUGGGCGUAUGUCAUGGUUUCAUCCCGUUUCGUGUUUUUUGUUUUGUUUUGUUUGUUUUUUUUUUUCCAAGGGCG